UUCUGCAAUUUCCACUGCAUGUUCAGUUUGUUGAGACCUGUUGUGAGUGCUUCAGACGGUGACAUCACCAAACCAGUGGUGAAACAGGUUUUGGAAAGUGACCAUGAGGACUGAGAAAGUUACAUUUUUAACAUGAUACUUGAAGUUAAUGACUGCCUGCAAUACUUUCUUGAAAAUUAAAUAUGACUUAGAAGCGUUGAAGGCUUAUGAUGUCAUCGGUUUCGACAGAAAGCAAACCCCAGCAGGCUGUGAGCCUGAAGGGAGCUGACCCAGAAACAUGCAUGAUUGUGUUUAAGAACCACUGGGCGCAGGUUGUGAAAAUCUUAGAGAAACAUGACCCCUUGAAGAACACCCAGGCAAAAUAUGGGUCCAUCCCCCCCGACGAGGCCAGUGCCGUGCAGAACUACGUGGAACACAUGCUCUUCCUGCUAAUCGAAGAGCAAGCCAAGGAUGCCGCCAUGGGGCCCAUCCUGGAAUUUGUGGUCUGUGAGAACAUCAUGGAGAAGCUCUUCCUUUGGAGCUUGAGACGAGAAUUCACCGAUGAAACCAAAAUUGAGCAGCUAAAGAUGUACGAGAUGUUGGUCACCCAGUCAUACCAGCCUCUGCUGCACCAUAAGCCCAUCCUGAAGCCCCUGAUGAUGCUGCUGAGCUCCUGUUCGGGGACAGCCACCCCAGCUGUGGAGGCGAAGCUAGUUGUUCUGCUCAACCAGCUCUGCUCCAUCCUUGCCAAAGACCCAUCCAUCCUGGAACUCUUCUUCCACACAAGUGAGGACCAAGGGGCCACCAACUUCCUCAUCUUCUCUCUUCUGAUACCCUUCAUUCAUCGCGAGGGCACAGUAGGCCAGCAAGCUCGGGAUGCUUUGCUGUUCAUCAUGUCUCUCUCUGCGGAGAACAGCAUGGUGGCCAACCACAUUGUGGAGAAUACCUACUUCUGUCCAGUACUUGCAACGGGACUCAGUGGCCUCUACUCUUCCUUGCCCACAAAACUGGAAGAAAAGGGUGAAGAGUGGCACUGCCUUCUGAAGGAUGACUGGCUCCUGCUACCUUCCCUCGUGCAGUUCAUGAACUCGCUGGAGUUCUGUAACGCGGUCAUCCAGGUGGCUCAUCCCUUGAUCCGCACUCAGCUCGUCAGCUACAUUUACAAUGGAUUUUUGGUACCAGUAUUGGCUCCUGCCCUCCAUAAGGUGACGGUGGAGGAGGUCAUGACCACAACUGCAUACCUGGACCUUUUCCUGCGCAGCAUCUCUGAGCCAGCACUCCUGGAGAUCUUCCUGCGUUUCAUCCUCCUACACCAGCAUGAAAAUGUCCACAUCCUGGACACUCUCACCAGCCGGAUCAACACCCCUUUUCGGCUUUGUGUGGUGUCCCUGGCGCUGUUCAGAACUCUCAUCGGUUUACAUUGUGAAGACGUGAUGUUACAACUAGUUUUAAGGUAUCUGAUCCCCUGCAAUCACAUGAUGCUGAGUCAAAGGUGGGCUGUGAAGGAGAGAGACUGUUACUCCGUGUCCGCGGCCAAGCUGCUUGCCUUGACCCCUGUGUGUUGUGCCAGUGGCAUCACUCUGACACUCGGGAACCACGAAAGGGAUUAUAUCCUCUGGUCAAAGUGUACGCACGAUGGCUCAGGGCCUGAGGAGCAGAAGCUGCCAGAAGCACCCUGCCCACCUGCCCCACCUGCCCCACCUGCCCCACCUGCCCCGCCUGCUCCUCCUGCCCCACCUGCCCCACCUGCCCCGGCAGCCUGCAUUGUGGAGUACGGGAAGGCCCUGGACAUCAGCUACCUGCAGUAUCUGUGGGAGGCCCACGCCAACAUCCUCCACUGCAUGAGGGACUGCAGGGUGUGGUCAGCUCUCUAUGAUGGGGACUCGCCUGACCCCGAGACCUUUCUUCAGAACCUGCCAGAGGAGAGCCGAGAAAACUCAGCCCACCCAGAGGCCAGGCUCCCACAGCAGCGUACUAGGACACCAGGGCAAACUAAGGCCAAGAGCCAGUCGGAGCUGGAAUGGGAUGACAGCUAUGACACUGGCAUCUCGUCAGGGGCUGACGUGGGCUCCCCUGGGCCUUAUGACGAUGCAGAGACCCCACCAGCACCCAUUGACCCUCCCAAACACAUCCAAGAGAUGAAGAGGAAUGCCAUCCUCCUCUUCAAGGGAUCCUACAUUGAAGAGUCGGACUUCCAGGAUGAUGUAAUGGUGUACAGGCUGUGUGCUGAGAAGGACUCUGAGGACACCAGGGAGCCACAGGGGGACACCGCAGACACACCAGCUGAGGCCCAGCCUGAAGCCCAGAGUUCCCCCGUAAGCAAUGGACCUCUCUUUAGCCCCGAUCAUGAGGCAGAGUCACAACCCAGCAGGGAGAGUUCAGACCUGUGUCCGAACACAUUGUCAGAAGCCAAGCCAGAGAAGGAACCUGACAAAGCCUUGGACUCAGAGUUGGCAGCCCCCACGUUGGAGGCAGAACCCCAGUCAGACCUGGCAGCUGUCAACUCAGAGAGUGAAGAUUUCAUUGCACAGUACAACCAAAUCAUUCAAGAGCUGGAUUCCGGCACUGAGGGCUUGCCAGACCAGAGCAUCCUUGGGUCUGACCCCUUGCUUCUUGCACACCAGGAAGAAAGGAGUGAAGGAUCCAAGCGAGAGGAGGAGAAGGAGGAGGAGGAGGAGGAGGAGGAGGAUGACUUUGACUCCCUCAUGGCAGAAACUCCUGCUGUGGAGACUGGGCCGGCCCCAUUUGGUGUUGGAGAUGACGUGGCCUUAAAGAGUCGCCAUCCUGUGAGGACUCAGAGCACCCCGUUCACAGGUCCAUUCAUCAGCGUGGUCCUGUCAAAGCUGGAGAACAUGCUGGAGAACUCCCUACACGUCAACUUGCUUCUUAUUGGCAUCAUCACCCAGCUGGCCAGCUACCCGCAGCCACUGCUGCGCUCCUUCCUCCUCAACACCAACAUGGUCUUCCAGCCUAGCGUCCGCUCCCUCUACCAGGUCCUUGCAUCAGUGAAAAACAAGAUCGAGCAGUUCGCUUCUGUGGAGAGAGACUUCCCAGGCCUCCUCAUCCAAGCCCAGCAGUACCUGCUCUUCAGGGUGGACAUGUCUGACGUGAGCCUUGGAACACCUACCAAAGAUCCUACUCAGGAGGUCUCCAGGACAGAGAGUGACAAGACCCUUAUGGACGGCCCUCCACGAGUACUUCAGCCCUUCCUGGGCAACCGAGCCAAGGUGGCCAGGGCACCCCCAAACCUGCCUCUGCCAGUGAGGAACACCAUGCUGGCUGCUGCUCUCUUCCCAGAGUUUCUGAAGGAGCUGGCAGCCUUGGCCCAAGAACACUCCAUUCUGUGUUACAAGAUCCUGGGGGACUUUGAGGACUCCUGCUGUUAGUUUUUUAUACUAUUAGUUUACUUGAGGUUUGGUUUUAUAAGGUUAUAGUGUCUUGACUGAAUGUUAAGUGCAAAGCUGCUUAUCAAAGCACGUCUACUUUGAUAUUUCCUGACAAUACUUGAUUUGUAGGGAGGGUUAUUUUUGUGCAGCUCCUCUCUCUAGCCGGGUCUCCGUCGUCAUAGAGAAUGUACGUCUUGCGAGCUGGCCAUCCCUUGGCAGGUCCUUUCUGCUCAGUUUGUCCUCUUCACAUGUUCUCCCAUGCCUUGGAGCGGAGACAUUCAGCUUGUAGCUUGGACAGCA
Acomys russatus (golden spiny mouse) is the source of this 3665-nucleotide messenger RNA. RefSeq names its product FHF complex subunit HOOK interacting protein 1A (gene Fhip1a). The transcript has 12 exons. The record is from RefSeq and is a predicted model, not a curated record. Bases 207 to 3365 code for a protein of 1052 amino acids. NCBI's taxonomy places the organism in Eukaryota, Metazoa, Chordata, Mammalia, Rodentia, Muridae.